This is a messenger RNA of Drosophila erecta, 1180 nucleotides long. Its product is annotated as PRA1 family protein 3. Gene Ontology annotation, cellular component: membrane. The transcript has a single exon. Bases 368 to 985 code for a protein of 205 amino acids. The record is from RefSeq and is a predicted model, not a curated record. NCBI's taxonomy places the organism in Eukaryota, Metazoa, Arthropoda, Insecta, Diptera, Drosophilidae.
CAGCAAUCACGAGCCCACCUCUAGAAUACCAUAGUCAUUGCUUGUUAGUCAGCACGAAUGUCACGACGGAGUCGUGUGAAAAUCUACAUAUACGCUGGAAUUCCGAGGAUUGGAGGAGAAUAGUGAUCAAGAGGACAAUAACGACUGGUUCACCGACGACGAGAAGACACGUCUGCUGCCCGGGAAAAGGGGAAAAUCAGCAAACACUGGCUUGCGGCCGAAAAUUCGGCAGUUGACUUCUAAUUUGCUCAACGUGGAGGAGGUUCGCAACGUCGCACGGAGCCUACGUCAACCAAGUUACCAGAAGCUGUUUCAGCAGGACAAGAGCAACCAGGACAUCAGGACAACCCGCAAGAACCCAAAGACCAUGACAACGCCCUCCACUUCCGUGGGCGAUGCAGCCGCCGCCUUGUCCGGCAAUCUUCAGUUGCCGCCUCUCCGAACCCUCGAUGACUUCAUCCUGGGAUCGGCCCGAUUCCAACUGCCCAAUCUCAAGGAUUUCGAGAAGUGGGGCAAUCGGGUGGUGAAGAACCUGCUGUACUACCAAACCAACUACUUUCUGCUCUUCCUUACCAUCUACGUUUUGAUGAUUUUCUUCAAUCCUUCAAAGAUUGUCACUGGUCUGCUGGUGCAGGCUAUAAUCAUAGCCGUAAUCUGGCAGUUCUUCAGUGGAAAGUCGAAGAAUAAAUUCAUCGCCAGUCGUCUGACUGGGGGAAAUGCAGCGGAGCAGAAUGCCCAACAGAAGUGGUACAUACUGGCUGGAGCUCUGCUCGGGGGGUAUCUCCUCCUGCAUCUGCUGAGCGCGGUGCUCUUGACAAUUUUCACCGUGUUACUGCCCAUUUCGCUGACCUUCAUCCACGCCUCCUUGCGACUGCGGAACAUCAAGAACAAGCUGACCAACAGCAUCGAGAGCUUUGCUCCCUCCACACCCAUGGGCUCCUUGUUGGAUGCCCUAAAUGUCCGGGCCGAAGGAGUCUUUAAUUAGAUGGUGUUACCUGCGGACCCGUUUGACUCAAUUGGAAUGAUCGUUUUUAUCGCUAGUUAUCCUUGUCAAUGUUAAUCCUUGCAAAGCAAAUCCCGGUACUAUAAUCGAUUUUGAUUUUUGUAUUAAACUAUGAUUUUAUGCAGCCAUCAUGUAACGCAAUUAUUAUAAAAGUCAAUAAAGUUUUCCCAGGAAAUU